AUACAUGCCAAUCAUGAUGAAAAGGAAAAAGAAGUAGUGGAAGAGAAACCUGAAACUGGUGUAGCUCCAGAGUUUGUUCUCACCAUCAAAUCAACCAAGGUAACAGAGGGGCAAACAGCAGACUUCAGCUGCAAGGUAACAGGUGAACCCACCCCAACCCUGCACUGGGUCUACAAUGAUAAGGAACUGGAAGAUGAGGGCCGAUUCAUGAUAUUUGAGGAAGAAGAGCACCAUCACCUGGAGAUUUACGAUGUGGUACCAGAGGAUGCUGGCACCAUCAAGGUCACAGCUGAGAACACAGCUGGGUCGGCUUCCUGCACUGCUACUCUAGAUGUAGAAGAAAAACCCAAAGAUAUACCCACUCCUCCCAAGUUCAUCGUGAACAUUCAGACCACAGAUGCCACAGUGGGGGAGCAGGCCAGUCUGAGGUGUCAGGCCAAAGGAGUGCCCACCCCUACACUGGUCUGGUACAAAGAUGGACGUGAAAUUAGACCUGGAGAUAACAGGUACACUAUCUCCUAUGAUGAAGAUGGUACCACCACCUUAAUGGUGAUAGAAGUGGUGAGAGAUGUGGCUGGUACAUACACCUGUGAGGCCACCAACAAGGCUGGUAAAGAUACCACCACGGGAGACCUUAAUGUACAUGAAGUACCUAUCCAGGAAGUCCCAGAGGAGGAAGUGGAGGAGAUGGUUGCUCCAGUAAUAGUGAAGAAACCUGAUCAGCUUACUGUCAAUGAAAAAGACAGGGCUGAGUUUAUAUGUAAAAUCACUGGCACCCCUGCUCCACAAGUAACUUGGAGCAAAGGAGACGAAGAGCUCACAGACACCAACAAAUACCACAUAGAAGAGUAUGAAGAUGUGUACUGUUUUGAGAUCAACCAAGCUAUAAAAGAAGACACAGGGGAUUAUACUUGUACUGCUAGAAAUCCUGCUGGAGAGGCAACAUGCACCAUCCCCCUUACUGUCAAAGCUGUCCCGAGUGAAGAGCUAGAAGAAGUGCCACCCAAGGUCCCUGAGAAGGAGGAAGAUCUGUCCAAGUCGCCAUUGGUACUCAGACAUGCAGAACAGACCAAAGCUCCAGAGUUCUCUCAGACUUUACAAGAUGUGAUCCUAAUGGAAGGAGAUCAACUUGAGCUGCAGUGUGCAGUGAGUGGUGUACCUAGACCAGAGGUGGCAUGGGACAGGGCUGGCAAGACUCUUGUUCCCACCAAAGUAAUGUCCAUCUCACAUGAAGAGGACAUGUGCACUCUAACCAUCAGUGAGGUCACAGUUGACCAGGCUGGACAGUACACAUGCACAGCAGUCAACUCUGCAGGCAAGGCCAUAUGUACAUCAGAGGUCAGAGUACAGGAGAGACCAGAGGCUCCUGAGUUUGUGCGUCCACUGGAAAAGAGAGUGGUCAAAGAAGGCAAGCAGGUCAAGAUGGACUGUGCUGUGAAGGGAAAACCAACACCAGAGAUCACGUGGUUGCUCAAUGAUACACCCAUUGAAGCUUCCAAGAGGGUUGUCCUUGACAAACGCCUCACUGAUGAAGAGACUGUUCUUACUAUGACAAUUAAUGAGGCAGUCCUGAAGGAUUCUGGGACAGUGUAUGUCACUGCCGUCAACCCUGCUGGAGAAGUGAAGACAUCUGCAGAAUUGAUUGUUGAAGCUGCAGAAAUUGUAAAGAAAGAGGCCCCUAAGAUCACCAGGCAACCAGAGAAUGUUGAGACAUUUGAGUUUAAUACAGUAACAUUUGAGUGUUCAGUUACUGGCAAGCCUGAGCCUGAGGUGAUAUGGUUGAAAGGCAAUACACAGCUAGUGGAAUCUGAUAGAAUACAUAUAACUGCUGAGGAAGGCAAACAUACACUGACCAUGGACAAGGUUACUACUGCUGAUGGAGGAAUUAUUAACGUGAAAGUGUCCAGUCCUGCAGGACAACAGUCUGCCACUGCAAAAUUGAGAGUCACUCCUGUGAAACCAGCAAAGAUCAUUGAGAAACCAAAAGAUACCACAGUGCCCGAACAUGGAACAGCCAAGUUUACCAGCAAAAUUACUGGCACACCAGUACCUACUGUUACUUGGUUCCUAAAUGACCAAGAACUACAGCCCAGUGAGACAGUUCACACUGACUUCAUUAAGAAGGAUAACACUUUUACUCUCACCAUUGACGACUGCAUGCCAGACAAGAUGGGACCAGUGAAAGUUGUGGCCAAGAACAAUGGUGGCGAUGUCUCAGCUGAGUGUAAGCUAACAGUGGAAGGCAGAGCGCCAUCUUUUGUUCAAAAACCCAUCAAGUGCACUGUCAUGGAGGGCAGCACUGCUGUCUUCCGUUGCAGAAUUGAUGGUGAGCCCAUGCCCACUGUGCAGUGGUCUAAAGGAAAAUGGAAGAAGUUUACUCAUGGAGGCAAAGUGAAGGUUUACCGUGAUGAGGAGACUGAUGAACAAGUCUUGGAGAUUGAAAGUAUUACCAGUAAAGAUGCUGGGACAUAUACUGUCACACUAAAGAAUGAUAAGGGAGUUGAAGAGUGCUCAGCUACUCUAAUUGUCACCGAUGACUCAGAGGCUAUGGAAGACUGGAGGGCUCAGCUCAAACAUAUCUCAACUGAGGAAGUCACUGGUCCAGAAGUGGAGGAAAUAGACUGGCAAGUCCAGCUCAAACCUACUCAAUCUCCAGAAGAACAGGGUGCUGAGGACGAGGGUGUGACAGUGCCCCUUCGCCAUGUCUCAUCAGAGGAGAAAGAGGAAGAGGAGGAGGAGAAGGAAAAGCCAGAGGAGGUUGAAUACAAACCUGAAGACAUCACAGUUCAGCUUCCUGAGCGUGAGAAAGUGGAGUUGGAGCCAAUGCCAGAGAAGGUAAAGCCAGAGAAAGCUCCCUCUGAACCAAAGGAGGAGGAGAAGGAAAAAUAUGAGAGGAAACCCAAAGAGGUCACAACUCAGGAAGAAGAGGCAAUCACUCUAGAAAUUCCUAAAGUCACGUGGGAAUUCAUUAAGGAACUGGAAGAUGUCACUGUCAAAGAGAAGGGGGUGGCUCAGUUUGAAUGUGCGGUCACAGUUCAAAAUGCUGCAGUCCAGUGGUACAUUGAUGAUAAUGAGGUAGCCCGUAGCCCCAAGUUUGAAGUCCAGGUGGAUGGCCAGACACACAAGUUGACCAUCAGUAAUGUUCGGCCACAGGACAGUGGACAGGUCACCUGCAAGUUUGGGGACCUUGUUUCCAGGGCUAACCUGGUGGUAGAAGAAGUCCCAGCUGAAUUCAUUACCACACUUCCAGAAGAAAGUGAGGUUACUGAAGGUCAACAUUUGACCUUGACCUGCGACAUCAGCAAGGAAGAUGCAGAGGUCACUUGGUUCAGGGACAAAGAAGAAAUUAAACCCACUGAAAAGAUUGAGAUCAGGAAAGAAGGCACAAAACAUGCUCUUGUGGUACAUGACAUGUCAGUAGAUGACGAGGCUCAGUACACUGUCAAAGUCGGUGAUCAGGAAAGCACUUCUGCUGUGUUUGUCCAUGAGCUUCCUGCCGAGUUCAGUGCUCCCCUCCAGGACACCACAGUCCAGGAGACUGGUGAAGUCACCCUUGAAGUUGAACUAUCCAAGGAGGAUGCCAGUGCCACCUGGGUGUUGGAUGGAGAAGAAGUACAGCCAGAUGAGAGGCACACUAUUGAGGCUGAUGGAAAAAUACGAAGACUUAGUAUCAUAGAUGUUGUACCUGAAGAUGCAGGUUCAUAUGCUCUCAAAGUUGGAGAUAAGACCACAACUGCCCAGCUUUUUGUGGAAGAGAUCCCAGCAGAAAUUACUCAACCUCUCAAAGACUUAACUGCAAAGGAAUCUGCAGUAAUAAAGUUGGAGGCUGAAGUAUCAAAGGAAACUGCUGAAGUCAAGUGGCUUAAAGAUGGAGUUGAAAUUCAGGUUGAUGAAAGGCAUGAUGUGGAAGCUGAAGGGAAGAUUCGUAGGUUAAGCAUCAGAGAUGUUCGUUCAGAUGAUGAAGCAGAGUAUACUUUGAAAGUUGGUGACAAGGAAUCAACAGCCAAAGUUUCAGUUGAAGAAAUUCCAGUGGAAAUCACGCAACCCCUCAAAGACAUAUCUGCCAAAGAAUCUGCAAACAUCACACUACAAGCUGAAGUAUCCAAAGACACUGCUGAAGUCAAGUGGCUGAAAGAUGGGAUUGAAAUUCAGUUGGAUGAAAGGCAUGAUGUUGAAGCUGAAGGCAAGAUCCGUAGAUUAAGCAUCAAAGAUGUUAAGUCAGAUGAUGAAGCAGAAUAUACCCUGAAAGUGGGAGACAAAGAAUCCACUGCCAAAGUUUCAGUUGAAGAAAUCCCAAUUGAAAUCACACAACUUCUCAAAGACAUAUCUACCAAAGAAUCUGCAGACAUCACCUUACAGGCUGAGGUUUCCAAAGAAACAGCUGAGGUUAAAUGGCUAAAAGAUGGGGUUGAAAUCAAAGUGGAUGAAAGGCAUGAUGUUGAAGCCGAAGGCAAGAUUCGUAGGUUGAGUAUCAGAGAUGUCCAGUCGGAUGAUGAGGCUGAAUACACUUUGAAAGUUGGUGAUAAAGAAUCAAAAGCCAAACUCUCAGUUGAAGAAAUCCCAGUUGAAAUCAUUCAACCCCUUCAAGAUAUAACUGCAACAGAAAAAGCAGAACUUACUCUUGUGACAGAAGUCUCGAAGGAAAAAGCAGAAGGUACAUGGUUAAAAGAUGGUGUUUUGAUAAAAGCAGACAAAAAACUUGACAUCACAGCUGAAGGAACAGUACGCAAACUUAGCAUCCAUGAUGUUCAACCUGAAGAUGCUGCUGUGUAUACAUUUAAGGUGGAUGACAAGACAGAAACUUCUGCAUCUGUUUCAGUCGAAGAACUACCUGCUGAGUUCAAAGUACCAUUAAAGGAUACAACUGCCAAAGAGAAAGAAGACUUAACUCUUGAGGUAGAACUAACCAAGGAUGAUGUUGAUGCAACAUGGUUCAUUGGAGAUGCCGAAAUCAAACCUGAUGACAGACAUGACAUUGAAGUGGAUGGUAAAUUCCGUAGGCUUAAGAUCCAUGAUGCCAAAACAGAUGACAGUGCUAGAUAUAGCCUUAAAGUUGGUGACAAGGCAUCAACUGCUACGCUGUUAGUGGAAGAAAUUCCAGUGGAAUUCACAAAGCCAUUGAAAGACAAGAGAAUUAAAGAAAAGGAAGAUGUUACUCUUGAAACCACUGUCUCUAAAGAUGAUGUUCAAGUAACCUGGUUGAUAGGUGGUGAAGAGAUCAAACCAGAUGAGUGCCACGACAUUGAAGUUGAUGGAAAAGUGCACAGGUUGAAGAUACAUAGAGUCAAACCUGAAGAUGCUACUGAUUACACAGUCAAGGUUGGAGACAGACAGACAACAGCUAAACUCAGUGUCGAUGUUAUUCCAUUAAAAUUCACUGUGCCUUUGAAAGACAAAUCAGUCAAGGAAAAGGAAGAUAUUACAUUGGAGGUUGAAUUAUCUAGAGAUGAUGUUGAUGUCACUUGGUUGCUAGAUAAGGAUGAAAUUCAGCCUGAUGAAAGACAUAACAUUGAGGUUGAUGGCACUAUAAGAAGGUUGACAAUUCACGAUGCCAAGCCUGAAGAUUCUGCCAGGUACACGGUGAAAGCCAAAGAUAAAUCGACCUCAGCUAGGCUGAAAGUUGAGGAAAUCCCAGUCAAAUUCACAGUGCCAUUAAAAGAUCAAACAGUGAAGGAGAAGAGUGAAGUCACUUUGGAAGUUGAGAUAUCCAGGGAUGAUUUGGAAGUUUCAUGGUUAAUGGACAAUAAGAAGAUCGAACCUGAUGAAAGACAUGAAAUCUUUGCUGAUGGUGCUAAACACAAACUGGUCAUUCAUGAUGCCAAGCCACAGGACUCUGCUAAAUACACAGUCAAGGCAAAAGACAAGUCUACCUCUGCUAGGCUCAAAGUUGAAGAAAUACCAUUCAAAUUUAAUGUUCCUCUCAAGGACAAAACUGCCAAAGAAAAGGAGGAUGUUACUCUGGAAGUUGAGAUGUCUAGGGAUGAUGUGGAAGUGACAUGGCUUAUGGACAACAAGAAAAUAGAGCCAAGUGAACGACAUGAGAUUGUAGUUGAUGGCAAAAUAAGCAGACUCAUCAUUCAUGAUGCCAUACCUCAAGAUUCAGCCAAGUACACUGUAAAAACUAAGGACAAAAUGACUAAUGCCAGGCUCAAAGUGGAAGAAAUUCCUCUUAAAUUUACCACUCCCCUGAAAGACAAGACAGUCAGUGAGAAAGAAGAUGUUACCUUGGAAGCUGAAUUAUCAAGAGAUGAUGUCGAGGUCACCUGGUUAAUUGACAAUAAAAAGGUUGUUCCUGAUGAGAGACAUGAUAUAGAGGUUGAUGGCACAGUACACAGACUUAUCAUCCAUGGUGCAAAACCAGAAGACUCUGCCAAAUAUACUGUCAAAGCCAAGGACAAGGCUACUACAGCUAAACUGAAAGUAGAAGAAAUUCCUCUAACGUUCACAGUUCCUCUCAAAGACAAGACUGUCCAAGAAGGGGAAGAUGUGACAUUGGCAGUAGAGCUCUCUAGAGAUGAUGUAGAAGUCACAUGGCUCAUUGACAAUAAGCAGAUAAAACCAGAUGACAGGCAUGAUAUUUCUGCAGAAGGCAAAAUCCGAAAGCUUGUCGUACAUGGAGUCCAACCUCAGGACUCGGCCAAGUACACUGUCAAAGCAAAAGACAAAUCUACCUCAGCCAAAAUCAAAGUUGAACAACUUGAAGUGGAGUUCACACAACCUUUGAAGGACCUCACUGCCAAAGAAAAUGAAGAAGUCACAUUUGAAUGCAAGGUUUCCCAGGAAAACCUUGAUGCUGCCUGGUACUUUGGUGAUGUGAAACUCAAAUCAGAUGAAAAGCAUGACAUCACUGUAGAGGGAACAAUACAUAAGAUGAAAAUCAAAGAUGUCUCAUCUGAUGAUUCUGCCUCAUACACAAUCAAAAUAGCCGACAAAUCUAGCUCAGCUAAACUGUCAGUUGAAGAAAUUGAGGUGGAAUUUGUUGUACCAUUGAAAGAUACCACUACCAAAGAACAGACAAGUGUGACAUUUGAAUGUGAGCUCAAUAAACCAGUGGAUGUUACCUGGCUUGUGGAUGGGACCGAAAUUACCUCAAAUGAGAAGUAUGACAUAACUGUUGAGGGCAAAGUGCAUAGAUUGACCAUACACGGUCCUUCCAUAACAGAUGCUGUUGAGUAUACAGUGAAAGCAGGGAACAAAACCAGCACAGCCAGGCUGACUGUAGAAGAAAUCGAUGCAGAAUUCACAGUUCGCCUGAAGGACCAACAUGUAAAAGAGUCUGAAACUGUGACGUUUGAAUGUACAGUCAACAAACCAAAUGUACCAGUUGCAUGGUAUAUGGGAGACAUUGAUUUGACAUCAAAUGAGAAAUAUGAGAUUACAGUUGAUGGGAAUGUACAUCGCUUGACAAUCCAUGAUGCCCAGCCCGAUGAUGCUGCCAUCUUUACUGCAAAACUACCCAAAGAAAGGUGCUCUGCGAAACUGAAAGUAGAAGAAAUUGCUGCUGAGUUUACUGUUGGUCUUCAGGAUACCAAGGUCUUGGAGAAAGAAACAGUAGAAUUCACAUGCAAACUGUCCAAACCCACCCCAGUACAUUGGGAGAAAAAGGGCAAAGAAAUCCAAGAUGGUGGCAGGUAUCAGAUCAGCGCAGAAGGUGUUGAUGUAAAUCUGACUAUAACUGAUGCACAGUUGGAUGAUACUGCUCAGUACAGCUGUGUGCUGCCAUCUGGAGACAAAACCACAGCCAAACUUACAGUGAAAGAAGCACCAUUUGAAAUCAUGAAGCCCUUGUCAGAUGUCACAUCUCCAGUCAGAGGCACAGUUACCUUUGAAUGUGAGGUCAACAAACCAGACAAGACAGCAAGGUGGCAGAAAAAUGGACGAGCUAUCAAGCAUGGUGGCAAGUUUGCUAUUAGUGUGGAUGGAACUACACACACUCUGACAAUACAAGAUGUCUCCUUGGAGGAGGAAGCAGAAUACACAGUCAUCAUAGAAGAUAAGAAAUCUUCAGCCAAACUUUUCGUAGAAGAAAUAGCAGUAGAAUUCACAAAAGAGCUAGAGGAUACAACGGUUACUGAAAUACCUGGCUCUGCAGAAUUUGAGUGCGAGCUCAACCAACCAGAUGUCCCCAUCCAGUGGCUGCAAGGUGACAAACCUCUGAGACCCAGUGACAAACACAAGAUGGUCUCCGAGGGCCCUGUCCAUAAGCUGCUGGUCAAGGAGGUGGAUGAUGAAGAUGAUGGGGAUUACUCUGUGGUAGCCAAAGACAAGAAAUCAACUGCUAAGUUGUCUGUAGAAGUUCCUCCGCAAGCCUUCCUUGAUGAGAAGUUCCAAGAUGUCUUCACCAUCAAGGCAGGUAAAUCUGCAAUUUUCGAAGUUCCAUUCACUGGUGCUCCACAACCCUCUGUUAACUGGACAUUCCAACAGGGGGCGCUUGAACCAGCCAGGAUGAAGGUGGAGACCAUCCGUAACAUGACAUGCUUGACGGUCAACAGGGCGAUAAGACAAGAUGCUGGAAACUAUGAACUUACCCUGGAGAAUCCAUUUGGAAAGUCCACUGUCACUAUCAGGCUAAAUGUACUAGACAAACCAUCCCCACCACGUGAGCUGACAGUCGCAGAUGUCACCAGCAGCUCUGUCACUCUCACCUGGGAAGAACCUGAGGACAAUGGUGGAAGUGACAUCACUGGGUACAUCAUAGAGAAACGUGAUGCUAAACGUCAGUCAUGGCAAAAAGUCGAUGUUGUCAAGAAACGAGAGCUUGAAGUCACUAAUUUGAUCGAGGGUAGUCAACUUUACUUCCGUGUAAUGGCACAGAAUGACCAAGGUGUCAGUGAGCCAGUGACUCUCAAAGAACCAGUACUAAUCAAAUGCCCAUAUGACAAGCCAGGUAAACCAGGCACUCCUCAAUGCACAGACAUCACCAAAAAUUCAGUGACUCUCAACUGGAGUCCCCCACAGUCUGAUGGAGGCAGCCCCAUUACCAGCUAUGUUGUGGAAUACAAGGGUGCUGGAGUGUUCAAGUGGACCACAGCAAAUACAGAACCUGUCCCUGAUACUUCAUACACAGUGACCAGACUGAGCGAGGGGAAAGACUAUCAGUUCAGGAUCAGUGCAGAGAAUAAGGCUGGCAUUGGUCCCCCAUCUGAUGCCACAGAUACCAUUAAUAUUAAGGAGCCAGUUGUUGGCACACCUCCAGUCCUGGUGGAGGGUAUGCAUGACGUGACUGCAGUGGUACCUGAGGAAGCUCUACUGGAGGCAGAUAUUGCCCCUGGUGAACCUGAAGCUGAGAUUAGAUGGUUCAAAGAUGGCAAGCAGAUUGCUCCCAGCAAGAAAUAUGAGAUGAACUAUGUGGAUGAAGUGGCUGAGCUAGUCAUUAAGGAGACCAGUACUGGAGAUGCUGGAAAGUACAGAUGUGAAGCAAGCAAUGCCAUUGGAAAGGUGGACACUGAAGCCUCUCUGACCGUACAUGUGGCCCCUCACAUCACCUAUGACAACAAGUACCAAGGGCCUCAGACCCUGAAAUCUGGAUCCACACUCAGCCUGAAGGUGGAAGUGAGUGGCACCCCCACCCCUACUAUCUCUUGGCUUCUGGAUGGGGAGCCCAUGGAGAAAUCAGCAGCUGUUGCCAUAGAAACUACUGAUACCACAUCUGGCCUCCGUGUGAAAAAUGUUGUUGCAGAUGAUUCUGGGAAGUACAGGGUGGUCGCAGAGAAUGUUGUUGGUCAAGCAACUGCUGACUUUGAAGUAAUCAUUCAAGGCAAACCAUCCCCACCGAAAAACCUUGAAGUGACAGAUUACAAUAAAGACUCCAUCACAGUGAACUGGCAACCCCCAGAGAAUGAUGGUGGUUCACCUAUCAAAACCUACAUCAUUGAAAGAAAAGAAACCAGGAAGACUUCAUGGACAAAUGCUGGAAAGGUUGAUGGAAAUACCUUGACCUUCACCCUUACGAGGUUACUUGAAGGUCAGGAGUACACUGUACGAGUUUCAGCAGAGAAUGCAAUUGGUGUCAGUGAACCUGUAGAGUUAACACAACCUGUUACAGCUAAACUGCCUUAUGAUGUCCCUGGCACUCCUACAAAUCUCCAGGCAAUGGAGGUAGACAAGAACCUGAUUGCCCUCCAGUGGCAGGCUCCAGAGUCAGACGGUGGCUCCCCCAUAACUAGCUAUGUCAUUGAGCGCCAAAUGGGCACCAGGACGACCUGGACCAAGGUUAACAAAGAGAACACCCUGGAGACCACAUUCAAAGUUCAUGACGUCAUAGAGGGCACUGAGUAUAAUUUCAGGGUGUCUGCUGAGAACAAAGCUGGAGUAGGGAAGCCAUCCAACACCACUGGCAAAAUCAAGGCAGUGACACCAAAAGUUGCUGUUGAGUUUACAACUCCACUGUCAGAAGUCACAGUCAAGUCAGGAGAGACAGCCACCUUACAGUGUGAGGUCAACAAACCAAAUAUGGAUGCCAAGUGGCUCAAAGAUGGCAGGCCAAUCAAAAGUGGUGGCAGGUUUAAAAUCAUUGUAGAUGGCACAGUACACAGUCUGGUGAUUGCUAGUGCAGAACAGGCAGAUGAAGCACAGUAUUCUGUGAAGAUUGACGACAAAACAUCAGCUGCUCUGCUUUCAGUUGAAGAAGAGAAGAUAGAUUUCAUCAGAACCCUUGAGGAUGUGACAGUAAAAGAGAUCCCAGGAACUGCUGUCUUUGAAUGUGAACUGACUACCUCCACCCAAGUACAGUGGAUGCAUGAUAACAAACCCAUCACACCAUCAAAGAAGUACAGCAUAAGUGUAGAUGGCACCACUGUCCACAAAUUGACCAUUAAUGAAGCAGAUGAUGAGGAUGAGGGAGAGUAUAGCAUUGCAAUCAAGGGCAAGAAAUCAACUGCUAACUUACACGUGCAAGCUCCCCCACUGAUCAGGGUGGAUAAAUCACUUGAAGAGACAGUGACACUAAAGGCAGGGUCAUCUAAAGUAUUUGAGAUCCCAUUCACUGGCCAUCCCCAGCCAAAGGUCAGCUGGGCAUUCAAUGAUGGACCCUUGCCUGAUGAGAAAAGGUUCAAAGUGGAGACAAUCCGCAACAUGACUUGCCUAAGAGUGACGAAGAUCCAGAGGAAGGAGACAGGCAGAUACGCUGUCACCUUGGACAACCCCAGUGGAAAGACUGACAUCACCAUCAAUGUGAAUGUACUAGACAAACCCUCACCUCCCAGGGACCUCAAAGCAGCAGAGGUGUCCAGUCAAGAGGUCACUCUGAAGUGGACAGAACCAGAGGACAAUGGAGGAUGUGAUAUCACAAGCUACCUCAUGGAGAUGAAGGAAGUGACCAUGAGGGCAUGGAAAGAUGCUGGGCAGACUCCAGACCUGGAGCUCACUGUCCCUAGGCUGAAGAAAGACACCAAGUACACUUUCCAAGUCCGUGCUAAGAAUGAAUGUGGUGUCAGUGAACCUGUUGAAAUCAAACAACCUGUGCUGGCCAAGGAUCUGUUUGUAAAACCAGGCAAACCUGGCAAGCCAGAGGUCAGCGACAUCACAAAAUCUUCUGUGACCUUGACCUGGACUGAGCCUGAGGAUGAUGGUGGUGCACCAAUCAGCAACUAUGUCAUUGAAUACAAAAUGAAGAGCAGUGUCAGGUGGACCAAAGUACCAGAAAAGGUGUCAGAUACCACUCACACAGUAACAGGGCUCAAGGAAGACUCAGAAUAUGAAUUCCGUGUCUCUGCUGAAAACAAAGCUGGUGUUGGAGAGCCAUCACCAGUGUCUGAACCUGUCAUCGUCAAGGAACCUGUUGUUGGCACAGCUCCAGAACUUCUCAGCCCAAUGUCUGAUGUGACAGCAGUGAUGCCUGAAAAGGCUGCUCUGUCAUGUGACAUUUCACUUGGAGAACCAGAGGCUGAAAUUACAUGGUUUAAGGACAACAAAGAGAUCAAAUCAGGGAAGAAGUAUGAAAUCAGCUAUGCUGAGGAAGUGGCUGCACUGGUCAUCCUGGAGACAGACCUCAAGGACAGUGGGCAGUACAGGUGUGAGGUAGCCAAUAAGAUAGGGAAAGUGACCACACAGGCUAAAUUGACAGUACAAGCUAAACCAGAGUUGAAGUAUGACAAAUCACAACUGUCUAAGAGUCUACAAGAAGGGGAGACCCUCACUUUGAGAGUGGAGUUCUCUGGAGAACCCAAACCCCAGAUUUCUUGGUUAUUAGAUGGUGAACCAGCAGACAGUGUGACAGUCAAAACCACAGAUACUAUGUCCACUGUAACAGUGAAGAAGGUCAAGGCUGAAGAUGCUGGUCAGUACACUGUUGUGGCAGAGAACCCCGCAGGAAAAGAAGAGGUUAACUUUGAAGUCAAUAUUUCAGGCAAACCCUCUAAACCCAAAGACUUAGAGGUAACAAGUUAUAACAAGGAUAGCAUCUCAGUUGCCUGGCAACCACCAACUGAUGAUGGAGGCUCCCCUAUAACAAACUACAUCAUUGAGCGCAGGGAUGCCAACCGAGCUACAUGGACCAAUGCUGGUACUGUAGAUGGCAGCACCUGUAUUUUUACAGUUGGAAAACUGGUGGAGGGUAAUCAGUACUAUGUUAGAGUAUCAGCCAAGAACAAAAUUGGCACUGGAGAGCCUGUGGAGCUCAUGGAACCAGUGACUGCCAAAUUACCAUUUGAUGUACCAGAUGCACCUACUGACCUUACUGCCAAAGAUAUCAGCACGAAGGAACUCACUCUCGAGUGGAAAGCACCAGAAAAAGAUGGUGGUUCACCCAUCACUGGAUACAUCAUAGAGUGCAGGCAGGCUCGAAGUUCUCGUUGGGUUAAAGUGAACAAAAUGCCAGUCACAAAGACAACAUACAAGGUGACAGAUCUGAUUGAGAACAAUGAGUACGAGUACCGUGUCUGUGCAGAAAAUGCAGCAGGUCUUAGCAAACCAUCUGAAACUACAGGCAACAUUGUUGCCAAGGUGCCAUUUGUUCCAAUUAAAUUUGUCACACCUCUCACUGGACAGUCAGUGAAAGAGGGCGAAACUGUCACCAUGGAAUGUGAGAUCAAUAAACCCAACCAGAAACCACAGUGGCUUAAGAAUGACACACCUAUCACCCCAAGUGACCGCUACACCAUGAAAUCUGAUGGAAAUAAACACAAACUGACCAUCACUGAUGUCCAGCCUGAUGAUGCUGGUAACUUUACUAUUAAAGUGGAGGACCAGACAUCUGAUGCUACUCUCGAGGUUGAGGCUGAGGACUUUGAAUUUGUGGUGCCCCUGAAGGACAUAACUGUCAAACAGAUCCCAGGAGUUGCAGUGUUUGAAUGUGAAAUCUCCAGACCUGUGGACAUAGCAUGGCUAAGAGGAGGGAAGAUUGUCACCCCAUCUGAGAAAUAUAAGAUUGAGAAGGAUAGUAAGAGAGUUAAGCAUACUCUCACCAUCAAAGAUGUGGAUGGAGAGGAUGAGGGAGAGUAUGCUCUGUCUGCAAGAGGAAGACAGUCAAAAGCGACCCUUACAGUGGCAGCUCAACCUGUUAUCCUGUCUGAGGAGUCCUAUGAGGAGGCAAUCACCCUGAAAACAGGAGCCUCUGCAGUGUUUGAGAUCCCCUUCUCUGGCAACCCUCAACCCACAGUUACCUGGACUUUCAAUGGUGCCUCACUAACUAAGCCAGCCAAGGAGGAAACCAUCAGGAAUAUGACAGCACUCACCCUGACCAAGGUGAAAAGAUCAGACUCCGGGGAGUACAUGCUGAAGUUGGAAAAUGCCAGUGGGAAAGCAAGCAUAACUAUCAAGGUGGUGGUGUUGGACAAACCAGGUCCUAUCCAUGACCUGACUUCUCCAGAGGCCACAUCAAAUUCCAUCUCCUUGAAAUGGGCUGAGCCUGAAGACGAUGGAGGAAGCAACAUCAUCAGAUACAUCAUUGAAAAACGUGAACAAACUCGUAGAACAUGGCAGCCAGCUGGAUCCUCAACAGAGACCGAGUUCACUGUCACUAAUCUGGUUGAGAACAACAAAUAUGUCUUCAAGGUCAGUGCGGAAAAUGCACAAGGGACUGGACCAGCAGUUGAAAUAGCACAGGCUGUAUUAGCAAAGAGUUCUUUCGUUGUCCCUAGUGCGCCAGCAGCUCCAACCAUCUCAGACAUCUUUAAAGAUUCAGCAGUUGUCUCAUGGCAACCACCUAGCAAAGAUGGUGGCUCUCCAGUCAUUGGUUAUCUCCUUGAACGCUGUGCCGCACCAGGUGUCAGGUGGAUUAGAGUAGUCCAUGAUGCCAUUGAGGAGACAACUUUCAAGGCCACAGACCUGAUGGAGGGCAGUGAAUACCAGUACCGAGUCAUAGCAGUCAACAAAGCAGGAGAGAGCAAGCCAAGCGAGGGGUCUUCACCUUUCAAAGCCAAGGACCCAUGGGACAAACCAGGUAAACCUGGCUCCCCAGAGGUUGAAGAAAUCACAUCUUCAACUGUCACCCUGUCAUGGUCACCACCAAGCAAUGAUGGCGGCAGCCCAAUCCUGAACUACAUUGUUGAAUACAAAGCCACCGAGGCUUUCCGUUGGCUGAAAGCCACAGAGGAGACCGUGGCAGAAACCAAAUUGGUUGUGGAGAAGCUGAGAGAUGGAGAUAGCUAUGAGUUUAGAGUUAGUGCUGAGAACAAAGCAGGGACAGGACCACCAUCUGAAGUGUCCCGUGCUGUGACUGUCCGAGAGCCUAUCAGUGGGGAAGCACCUGAACUGGUGGAAAAAAUAACAGACAUGGCUGUAAUUUCCCCUGAGCCAGCCACCCUGAAGUGUAAGAUCUCACCAGGAGAGCCUGAGCCUGAAAUCAAGUGGUUUAAGGAGGGCAAGGAACUCCAGACAGAUGGAAAAUACAAGACUGAGUAUAAGAACAACACUGCCACCCUGGUUAUAAAUGAUACUGAACCUGCUGAUGCUGGGAAGUACAAGUGUGUGGCCACCAAUGCCUUGGGCAAAGUGGAGAGUGUUGGAGAACUCAGGGUACAAGUGCCUCCCAAACUAGAGUAUGACAACAAAUUGCGUGAACCUCUGAAGGUGAAGGAAGGAGGAUCAGCCACGCUUUCAGUGGACAUAGAUGGCGUUCCAGAACCCAAGAUCACAUGGUUACACGAUGGCAAACCAGUGGAGAAGUCUCACAGACUUACAGUACAGACAAGAGAUGGAACAUCAACAUUAAAUCUCAAAGGACUGACAAAAGAAGAUGGCGGAAAAUAUUCUGUUGUUGUAGAAAAUGACGUGGGCAAAGACACAGCAGACUUUGAGGUCAUUAUUACAGGAAAACCCUCUGCUCCUACAAAUCUUCAAGUGAAAGAAACCAAUAAGAAUUACAUCACUGUCACCUGGCAACCACCAGAAAGCGAUGGUGGCUCCCCUAUCAAAGAGUACAUAAUCGAAAGAAGAGAUGCCUCCAGACAAACUUGGACACAGGCAGGAACUGUAGGUGGCAGCACAUUUGAAUUCAUGAUUACCAAACUACUGGAAGGCAACAAGUAUUACAUCCGUGUAUCUGCCAGUAACCAACUGGGCACUGGGCCCCCAGCAGAGCUCAAGGAACCAGUCACAGCUAAGGUUCCAUUCGAUGUACCAGGACCCCCAGUAAACCUUGAAGUGUUUGAAGUGAGCAAGUCACACAUAACCCUUGCAUGGGAUGCCCCAGAGAAUGACGGGGGUGCUGACGUCAAAGGUUACGUCAUUGAGCGUCGUGUGGCAACCAGUACUAAAUGGAUCAGAAUCAAUAGAAAGCUGGUUGACGAUAUAGAAUAUGACAUCACUGAUGUCAGGGAAGGUGUGGAGUAUUGUUUGAGGGUGUUGGCAGAGAAUGAGGCUGGGCUGAGUCAGCCCUCUGAGGAGCUGGGACCAGUGCUGGUCAAAGAGCCAUUCGAUCCCCCAGAUGCUCCAGCUGCACCUGAGGUGACUGACAUCACAAAACGUACAGCAACACUGAAGUGGUCAACCCCGGAAAAAGAUGGUGGCAGCCCUGUGACAGGGUACGACAUCGAGGUCAAAUCUACUGUGAAGUUCCGCUGGACCAGCCUUAACUUGAAGGAACCAGACACAGUGUACACAGUGAAAGAUCUGCAGCCAGGAGAGAAGUAUGAGUUCAGAGUAGUUGCUGAAAACAAAGCUGGCCGCAGUCAGCCAUCAUCACCUUCAAGACAGAUUGUGGCUGAGGACAGAACAACUGGAGAGGCUCCUAGAGUUGUGGAACAAUUGAAGGAUGUUGCCGCAGCUGUUGGAGGGACAACUAAACUGGAGUGUCAGAUAUUUGGAUCUCCAGAACCUCAAGUUAAAUGGAAAAAGAACAACAGAGAACUGUUACCAGGCAGGAAAGUGGCCAUGAGCUAUGUGGACAGUGUGGCCACAUUGACCAUACUGGACACCACAGACUCUGAUGCUGGGAAGUAUAUAUGUGAGGCGUCUAACACUUUGGCUUUGGUAUCAACAUCAUGUGCAGUCUCAGUGAAUGUUCCACCAACAAUCAAUCUUGACCGCAAAUUGCGCGAUGGUCAGUCCAUUAAGACCGGUGGCAGCCUCAAGAUGUCUGCCAACAUUGGUGGCUCCCCAGUACCUGAAGUGGUUUGGCUCAAAGAUGGUGAACCAGUUGUUCCAGAUGGCAGAGUAGUGAUAGAGAACACUGACUCCACGUCAUCUCUGACCAUAAGAAAAGCCAAGUUGGAUGAUGAUGGUGAAUAUACCCUUCAGCUGAAGAGCCCAGCUGGGGAAGCCUCUGCUACUAUCGAUGUAGAGGUGGUUGAUAAACCCCAAGCUCCAGCUGACUUCAAAGUGACCAACGUGUCCAAGGACUCUGUAAGCCUAGAGUGGACCAAGCCUAAAGAUGAUGGUGGUAAAGAGGUGACAUCGUAUAUCAUUGAGAGAAGAGAUGCCAAGAGACCAUCGUGGAUGAAGGUUACAAGUGUCCCAGCCUCCAAGUUCAGUUACACUAUCCCUAACUUGAUCGAAGGCAAUGAGUACUUCUUCCGUGUGUCAGCAGUCAAUGACAUAGGCACUGGAGAACCUGCCGAACUGGACUUGCCUGUACUGGUCAAGAGUGCAUUUGAAAAACCAAGCACUCCCAAGGGCCCUCUGGUCCUGAAGGAACCUCACCCAGGACUCAGUUACACUACAGUGGCAGCCAGCAGAUGGCACUGUUCUGAAAUAUGUGGUAGAAAAACGAGACUCCAGGCGCUACAGUUGGUCAGAAGUUGAUGAAGUGCCUCCUGAAACCACUGAG
This is a messenger RNA of Lingula anatina, 17206 nucleotides long. RefSeq lists its product as uncharacterized. Gene Ontology annotation, molecular function: protein kinase activity; ATP binding; protein binding. The record is from RefSeq and is a predicted model, not a curated record. Lineage: Eukaryota; Metazoa; Brachiopoda; Lingulata; Lingulida; Lingulidae. Gene Ontology annotation, biological process: protein phosphorylation.